This is a messenger RNA of Ochotona princeps (American pika), 2689 nucleotides long. It is a transcript of the gene TMPO, whose product is annotated as thymopoietin. NCBI's taxonomy places the organism in Eukaryota, Metazoa, Chordata, Mammalia, Lagomorpha, Ochotonidae. The coding region runs from base 466 to 2526 and encodes 686 amino acids. The record is from RefSeq and is a predicted model, not a curated record. Gene Ontology annotation, molecular function: DNA binding. The transcript has 4 exons.
AGAAGGAAAACAGAAUCGGACCGCCGGGCGCCAGGGAUCCCGCCCGAGCGCCUUUUAAACUGCGUUUCUCCAACCUCUCUCGCGCUCGGCGCCGCGGCUAAUGGAACCCGCGCGAGGCGCGCCGCCAAUCACCGCCGCGCUUCCUCCCGCCGCCCGCCAAUGGCGGCGCGCCUUGUUGGGGCGUGGGCGAAGCAGGCAGCUCUCCCUCGGGGCUGUAGUGUGUGGGCUGGGGUUGGUGCGGGCUUUGGGUUGGCCGCACUUGGUCGGUAGUUGUGCUGCGGGGGGCUUUUGUGCCCGGGCCGGGCCUGGCUUUGUGUGGUGUCUGCGCUAAGGGCGCUCCUCGCGGGCCGGAGCCGUGAGGCUCGGAGGCGGCGGCGCGGCCCCGGGCCGAGGAGCGAGCGCGCCGGCGUGAGCGGCGCCCUGGGAAAGGCUGCGUGCGGGGAAGGGGAUUCGCCAGCUGCCGAGAUGCCGGAGUUUCUAGAAGACCCCUCGGUCCUCACCAAAGACAAGUUAAAGAGCGAGUUGGUCGCCAACAAUGUGACGCUCCCGGCCGGAGAGCAACGAAAGGACGUUUACGUGCAGCUCUACCUGCAGCACCUCACGGCGCGCAACCGGCCGCCGCUCGCCGCCGGCUCCAACAGCAAGGGGCCCCCGGACUUCUCCAGCGACGAGGAGCGCGAGCCUACCCCGGUCCUCGGUUCCGUGGCCGCCGCGGGCCGGAGCCGUGCCUCCGUCGGCAGGAAAGCUACAAAGAAGACUGAUAAACCCAGACUAGAUGAUAAAGAUGAGCUAGAUGUAACAGAGCUCACGAAUGAAGAUCUUCUGGAGCAGCUUGUAAAAUAUGGAGUAAAUCCUGGUCCUAUUGUGGGAACAACCAGGAAGCUCUAUGAGAAAAAGCUGCUGAAACUGAGAGAACAAGGAACAGACUCAAGAUCCUCUACUCCUUUACCAACAAUUUCCUCUUCAGCAGAAAAUACAAGACAGAAUGGAAGCAAUGAUUCGGACAGAUACAGCGACAAUGAAGAAGGAAAGAAGAAAGAACACAAGAAAGCGAAGUCCACUAGGGGUUUUGUUCCUUUUUCUGAACUUCCAGCUCCUCCCUCUGGUGGAUUUUUUCAGGGUAUUUCUUUUCCUGAGAUUCCCACCCGUCCUGCUUUGGGCAGGACUGAACCCCAGGCAGCUAAGGGAGCCCCACCUGGGGAGCCUGUCCCCCCUCCAGCCUUGCCUGGCAGGGGACAGAGGCAGCAGAUGGCCUCUGCAGGGGACGUGUUAGCUCCCUCCAGGCCUAGCCAUGAUAGGAGUGUAGAGAAAAGCUCCUGGUCGUCUUCUCAGCAUGAACUCACUGCCAUGUUGCCCUCUGCUGCGGCUUCUCCUUCAGUGAUUAAGGAAACCACCACCACUCGCUAUAGAGACGUAGUAGAGAACAUUUACCACGGAGAGAAAAGUGGAAUGCGGCCGCUAUGUGCGGAGAGGUCCCAUUUUCCAGAUCAGUCUGUUCUCUCCAGGGAAAGGGAAGUUCUAGAGGAGUCCGAAAGAUCAGAAGUGAUUUCUCCCUCACUUGCUCAGGCAAUCAGAGAUUAUGUCAAUUCUCUCUUGGUCCAGGGUGGGGUAGGAAGUUUGCCUGGGACUUCUAACUCCACAUCCACACUGGAUGUGGGAAACAUAUGGAAGAUAAUUGAUCGAUCUAGAUCUCAAGAAGGUGAAACCAUGUCUCCUCCACGAAAAUUACGUAGACUCAGUGAGAAGACCGUAGAGGAAAGGGAAUCAGGGUCCCUUGUGGCGUGUCAGGAUGUGCCUGCACCCGAACAAAUGUCUUCCCUUGCCAAAACUGUUGUCUCUCACUCACUCACCAGCUUAGGCAUGGAGAUGUCUAAGCACUUGCAGCAUGAUAAAGUAGAUCCCUCAGAGCUGUCUUUUCCCUUCCAUGAAUCUAUUUUAAAAGUAGUUGAAGAGGAGUGGCAGCACAUCGACAGGCAGCUGCCUUCACUGGCAUGCAAGUAUCCGAUUUCUUCCACAGAGGCAACACGUAUAUUAUCGGUUCCAAAACUAGAUGAUGAAAUCCUAGGCCUUACUUCUGAAGCCUCUGCACUGAAAGGCACUGAGGCACCCCCCACCGAACCCUGUGACCAGCACUUAGAGUCCGCGCUCUGCAGAGCCUACGAGGCAGCAGCGUCUGUGCUGCGGGCGGCGACCCACACUGCCUUCGUAGUUAAGGCCAUGCAGGCAGACAUCAGUCAGGCUGCACAGAUUCUCAGCUCAGAUCCGAGUGAUACAUGCCAGGCCCUGGGAAUUCUGAGCAAAACGUAUGAUGCAGCCUCGUAUGUUUGUGAGGCUGCGUUUGAUGAAGUAAGGAUAGCUGCCCAUACCAUGGGAUCUACCAGCCUAGGUCGCCGGUAUCUCUGGUUAAAGGAUUGCAAAAUGAGUACAGCUUGUAAGAAUAAGCUGGCUGUUACUCCAUUUAAAGGUGGGACAUUAUUUGGAGGAGAAGUACAUAAGCUAAUUAAGAAACGUGUAGGUAAGCAGUAAUAAAGUUAGAAACAAAGACAUCUAAGAACUUAAAGGAGCUUUUCUAGGAGUUUUAGAUAUUUUUGUGCCAAGAUUUUCUUUACUUUGAAGGUCCUUUUUUUAGUUUCCACAUGAGGUUGAUUUCAGAAGUUUCCACCCGUCAAAUUGCUAUAUACAAGGAGUU